AUGGCUCAGCCGCUGGCAGUUGAGGUUGCGGAAAGUGCUGAUGAAGCAUCUCCACGUUCGCGGCCAGUCAAUCGUGCGACCAAAGCAUUCUGUAAGAAUUGCAAGAACAACGUAGGAGACUUUUACAACUCCUGGUACAAGGUCACCGGUAGCUACUACGUCCCUGCGCUUCUGGGCUCUUACAGUUCUACCUUGCAACCCAUGGGCAAAUUAAAAGCGGCGUCAAAGGACACCGAAUUAGCAGGAUGUGGACGAGACUUCUUCAAGCUGGGUCGCAUCGAAUUGCGAUGCGAAAUAGCAACAAAUCAAUUCAUUGUGGUCGAACCUGAGAUCGACACCUCAUCGGAUUUGUUAGCGAAUGAAGAUACACCCAGUCCGUCCUCGUCGGUUGCAACACCAAACGCAUUGUCGGCUGAGGCCAUGGAGAUCGAUUCGCGUGCACCAUCUGUGGAGCAUGCAGAUCAAUUUCGCGGUCGGUACGAGCAAUCUCAGGAUCGUGACAUAUUACAACAGAAACCGUUGCAGCCUAUCGAAGGCAGCAGGCAGUCAGUAAUAGCACCACCGUCUAGGCACUCCCCUUCGAUACGAGAUUCUCCAUACGUCGUGACGAAAGAUAUGACAAAAGGUUCACUGCAGUCGUCUUCAUCCUAUCAUCAAGGGGCUCAUGGGUCUCGUAGAGGACCUGACGUUGACUCAACGAGCGGUCAGUUUGGAGCUCCAACACUGACCCCUCAAGACCGGUCUACUACAGAAAAGCCUCAAACAAACGGCCAUCAGUACCCUCGUUUACCACAGGAUGUCGGUAUAGACGCUAUGGCGCGUCUACAGACGCAGAUGUCUCAAAAUAGUGGUGCCUUAGCUGCGCACACUCGCGACAUAAGAAUCGGCCAGGAGGCGGUUGGAGCAAUGGAAGAAACAAUCAGAGAAUUUCAGGCCAAGUUCAUUCGACAAAGUGCCGAUAUCCAAAGAAUCGAGAUGCUGGCUACGAGGCUCCAGAGCGAGAUGCAGGGCAUCCGCCAUACGAUGGAAUCCAUUAACCAUGAGUUACAGGCAAGUCGGAUGCAGAGACAGUCAGCUAACUCGGCUGUGCCUCCUGCGGCCCCAUCUUUUGCGGCUCAAAGUUCAGCAAUGGAGCUUCUCGCGCGGCAGUUGAAUGAAGUGUCGCAUAAGACGAGUGACCUAGACAACUUGAAGCUCCAUAUCGAAAUCAUGAAGGAUAAAAUCUAUCGACUCGAAGAGCGCGCCGCACCCGAGCCUUCACAAGCACCGCCGUUUAUGUAUCAGACGCCACAAGUAUCAGUGGCGCAGCCUUCGCAACUUGCUCCUACCACCGCUACAUCACACCAAAGCACACCAACAUUGACGCUGAGUAACAGAGCAUCUCAGCCCGUAUCCAAUGGUCAGUCUCAGCAGUCUUCAUUCGGAGCUCCUUCGACAACGGCUGCCACACCGGGUGUUCAGCCUACAAGUAGCCAGGCUAGUGGAUGGGCUACUGUUAAUGCAGGUGUGAAACGGACCCAUCAGAAUGGCGUUGAGACUCCGCAGGGAGGCAAUGUUCAUGCGCCCGAACCUACCAAAAGGCAGAGAUUAGUGGACGAUAGUACUUCGGGCUACACAUCUUCACAGCAAACGCCUAUGACAGAUCAUCGCCUCCAAACACCUGCACAUAUAAUACCGUCUCAGCAAACUGCUCCCGAAUCAACGCAUGGAUCGCAAUCGCAACAAUCAUACCACGUCCCACACGCCACACAAGAUGGUCCUUCGGACGCCAGUUGGCAACCCGAGUCUCAGCGCACGAUCGAGCAUCGACCGCGUGGGCGUCCACGUGGUAGCGGAGGUCCUGGAAGCCGGGGCGGUAGAGGUAGAAAGAGCAUGCCAGCCCAGCUCCACAGUACACUCGGAACACCUGAAUGGGAAAGGGAUGAUUGGCAAGGUGUUCCGGAUUCGCAGACCGGUCCAGCUGGAUACUACAACCACGUAGGGCAACCAGGACGUGGAGGCAUUGCACGCCGCGGUAGUGGUGGCGGUGGUGGUCGUGGCGGCUACGCAACCAGCGACCGUGCUAGCAGUCUAGGUCUACAAGGUGUGACGGGCGCUAUGAGCUUUGGAUCACCCGGCGACCCAUAUGGGUCGGGAAAGAAGACGCGCACCAAACCCAUUAGGAACGCAGAUGGCGUGUUGAUACGUAAAGAUGGCCGGCCAGAUAUGCGUUCGCAAUCUUCUGCGGCUAAUCUCCGCAAAGUACACGAGCGCAAAGACGGUCAAGCAAGUCACUCACCUACAGGCUCGAGCUUCACGCCUACCAACCCCCAAUACGCGAUUUCGGCACAGGCGCCAGACACACCAAGCCCAAGUGGCUACGCUGCCGACCCAAGCGCGACCGAUAAACACAACGCCAUAAUGGGUAAGAUGUUUCCUGAUGGUAUCGACGCAGCACGAAGGAAACAAGACUAUACACGUCAAGUUUUUGAAGAGAAUCGCGAUCAUACCGCGCAUCCACGAUCACGGAACAGUGGCCCGGCAACGAGGACGGCGGUUCAGAUUAAGAAGGAGCAAGUUGACCGGAACAGAAUUUCUAGGACGCGAAGUCCGCAAGAGCAAGACGCAGACGUAGAUAUGGAUGGAGCUGAGGAUCAUGCGGAUGAUGAGCGUCAGACAUCUGAUGAGAGUAGCAGUCGUGUCAGAGGUGGUGCGCAGUCGGCAGUUCAGACUCAGGAUACGACUAUGCAGGAGAAUAGUAGCACCCGAGCUCCUUCACAGACUGUUCUAGAGACGCAGGCCGUCGAUAGCUCGGUUACGAUUGGAGCGGGGUCUACCCAGACUCAGUAG
Molecule: messenger RNA, 2829 nt
Organism: Alternaria arborescens
Lineage: Eukaryota; Fungi; Ascomycota; Dothideomycetes; Pleosporales; Pleosporaceae
Exons: 2
Coding region: 1-2829 (942 amino acids)
Source: RefSeq, a predicted model, not a curated record